Encephalitozoon intestinalis ATCC 50506 is the source of this 459-nucleotide messenger RNA. RefSeq lists its product as uncharacterized. Lineage: Eukaryota; Fungi; Microsporidia; Unikaryonidae. The record is from RefSeq and is a predicted model, not a curated record. The transcript has a single exon. The coding region runs from base 1 to 459 and encodes 152 amino acids.
AUGGACUUGUUGGGGAAGGACGAACUGUUGAACAAAGGGAGGAAGGUUUCGUUUAUGUACUUGCUUUUGAGGAUAUUAGUCAUCGGAAUUGGAUUUUACCGGAAAAACAUUAUCGGUAAGCAAAUGGUCAUAAUCCGAUCGAUGUGUCUGUCCAUAUGUGUUACAAACGUCUACAUGUUUAUCUAUCUUGAAAAUGCAAUGUCGAGAAAAAACCUUGAGCAGUGCAAGGCAUACUGGGUUAUCAUUCUCAUAGCUUCUCUGGAGGCAUCUGUGAUUGUGGAAAGCGUUUUCAAGUUUACCAAUCACAACCUGGGAGUUGUGGCUUUUUCCCUUUUGUAUUUAGGACUAUGCGUUGGAGAGUUUAUUAGGAUGUACUUCGUAUGCAAGGAAUAUGGAGACAUGUUUGAAUGGUACUAUUUUAAGCAGGGGGGUGUUAGCAGCAAGCUGAAAGGUAAGUGA